Molecule: messenger RNA, 2553 nt
Organism: Lampris incognitus (smalleye Pacific opah)
Lineage: Eukaryota; Metazoa; Chordata; Actinopteri; Lampriformes; Lampridae
Gene: ampd1
Product: adenosine monophosphate deaminase 1 (isoform M)
Exons: 15
Coding region: 21-2177 (718 amino acids)
Biological process (GO): AMP metabolic process; IMP salvage
Cellular component (GO): cytosol
Molecular function (GO): AMP deaminase activity
Source: RefSeq, a predicted model, not a curated record
AACAGAAGACCGAUGAUAAGAUGCGGGCCUUCGCAGAGCAAGUUUUUGCUUCUGAGACCAAAGACGAAACGGUCCGUGAUGAGAUCUCCAUGUUUGACGUGGCUGACGACUGUCCCAUCCUCCACCAUGAGAUGGCCCAUCACCUUCACGCUGAUGACGAUGCUGAAAAACGCAAGAAGAGACAUCAGCGCAGCCUCAACCUGGCUACUACCCAUGCUUCUGCUACCCCUGUUGGGGCAACAAAGGUGGAUUCCCUCACAUAUGUUGAAGUGCCUGAUUUCCAGAGAGUGGCCAUCAUUGGAGACUACGCCUCCGGGGUGACUAUGGAUGAUUUUGAGCUGUCCUGCAAAGGGCUGUACCGUGCAAUGACCAUCCGGGAGAAGUACAUGAAACUGGCUUACCAGCGCUUCCCUUGGACUGCCUCCAAGUACCUGCGUGACAUUGAGGGAGAGACCUUUAACCCUGAACACCAUAUCCAGCCAGUUUUCACAGCUCCACCCAAGAAUGGAGAAGACCCCUUUGAUAGUAAGGAUCUGCCUAAGAACCUGGGCUAUGUUGCCCGUAUGAAGGAUGGCGUCAUCUAUGUAUACAACAACGCUGCAGCUGCUGACAAGCAUCAGCCAAAAGAUCUACCCUGCCCCGACUACGACACUUUCAUUGAUGACAUGAACUUCCUCAUUGCUCUAAUUGCACAGGGCCCAACCAAGACUUACACACACCGUCGUCUGAAGUUCCUCAUGUCCAAGUUCAAUGUCCAUGAGAUGCUGAAUGAGAUGGAGGAGAUGAAAGAACUGAAGAUAAACCCCCACAGGGACUUCUACAACUGCAGGAAGGUGGACACCCACAUCCACGCAGCUGCCUGCAUGAACCAGAAGCAUCUGCUGCGCUUCAUCAAGAAGUCUUACCGAGUGGAUGCUGACCGUGUUGUGCACACCCUCAAGGGCAAGGAGGUCACCAUGAAGGAGCUGUUUCAGUCUCUCAACCUGCACCCCUAUGAUCUCACUGUUGAUUCUCUGGAUGUGCAUGCCGGGAGACAAACAUUUCAGCGUUUUGAUAAGUUCAAUGCCAAGUACAACCCUGUAGGAGCCAGUGAGCUGCGUGACCUGUACCUGAAGACAGAGAACCAUAUCAGUGGAGAGUAUUUUGCUACCAUCAUCAAGGAGGUUGCCAGUGAUCUGGAAGAUGCUAAGUACCAGUAUGCUGAGCCACGUCUGUCCAUUUAUGGCUGCAAGCCAGAUGAGUGGAGCAAACUGUCCGGCUGGUUCGUGAAGCAAAGGGUCUUCUCCCCUAACCUCAAGUGGAUGAUUCAAAUACCGAGGAUCUAUGACAUCUUCAGAGGCAGGGACUUUGUGCCCCACUUUGGAAAGAUGCUGGAGAACAUCUUCCUGCCCGUGUUCCAAGCCACCAUUGACCCACAAUCCAACCCUGAACUGAGUAUCUUCUUGAAGCAUGUUACAGGUUUCGACAGCGUGGAUGAUGAGUCCAAGCACAGUGGGCACAUGUUUUCAACAAAGAGCCCCAAGCCAGAAGAGUGGGACAUUGUCAAAAACCCCUCCUACACUUACUACAUCUACUACAUGUAUGCCAACAUCACUAUGCUCAACCAGCUCCGCAGGCAGAGGGGGAUGAAUACCUUCACAUUUAGGCCUCACUGUGGUGAGGCUGGUGCUGUCACCCACUUGCUGGCCGCCUUCAUGACUGCUGAUAAUAUUUCUCAUGGCCUCAACCUCAAGAAGAGUCCUGUCCUCCAGUACUUGUACUUCCUAGCCCAGAUUCCCAUUGCCAUGUCUCCUCUGAGCAACAACAGCCUGUUCCUUGAGUAUGCCAAGAAUCCACUGCUGGAGUUCCACAAGAAAGGCCUGGUGGUCUCCCUGUCUACUGACGAUCCCAUGCAGUUCCACUACACUAAGGAACCUCUGAUGGAGGAAUAUGCCAUUGCAGCCCAAGUGUUCAAGCUCAGCACCUGUGACAUGUGUGAAAUCUCAAAGAACAGCGUGCUGCAGAGCAGUCUGUCUGACGAGGAGAAGAAACACUUCCUGGGUCCCAACUACCUGAAGGAGGGCCCAGAGGGCAAUGACAUCUGUAAGACCAACGUUCCCCAGAUCCGCAUGGCAUAUCGUUAUGAGACCCUCUGUUAUGAGCUCAAUCUUAUCAAAGAGGGUCUAAAGACAGAGUAAACACACAAACAAACAAUAGGUCAACAACUGGAAACUAUGGCAUCUGCGAUCUGCUCCAAAAACACAUCACAAGUCCUCAGAAAUAGACAAUGAAUUGGACAGCCUUGCUUCUUUUUUUUUUUUUACAUUUUUUUACAUAUUUCCACAGAAAGUUACGAGACUUUAGAUAAGGGAUUCUGAGGGAUAAAAGCGUUUCAUAUAUUUCACUCCUGUGAAACCUUAUUCAGUACUGUUCUCAAGUCACACCAUCACUUGCUUAUCUGUUCCCAUGGUCUUUUGUAUCGCUGGAUAUAGAUGCAUUUAGUCUGCUUAAAUAAGUCUUAUGGAGGAACACUGUGUUUGGGGAUAAAGCCAAUAAAUUAUAUUUAAAAGUGAA